UGUGGGUCAUCAGAAGGAAGUACAGCAAUGGAAGAGUUAAUAGUUGAACUUCGCCUCUUUCUUGAACUCCUGGACCAUGAAUAUCUAACCUCAACUGUCAGGGAGAAAAAGGCCGUAAUAACCAAUAUUCUGCUGAGGAUACAGUCCUCCAAAGGUUUUGAAGUGAAAGAUCAUGCUCCGAAGCAAGAAACCACCGGCAGCCUGCCGGCCCCUCCUCAGAUGCCUCUGCCGGAGAUCCCUCAGCCCUGGCUGCCUCCUGACAGUGGGCCUCCACCAUUACCGACAUCCUCCCUCCCAGAAGGUUAUUACGAGGAAGCUGUGCCCCUGAGCCCUGGAAAAGCUCCGGAGUACAUCACGUCAAAUUAUGACUCGGAUGCCAUGAGUAGCUCUUAUGAGUCAUAUGAUGAAGAGGAGGAAGAUGGAAAGGGGAAGAAAACUCGGCACCAGUGGCCUUCAGAGGAGGCCUCCAUGGACCUGGUGAAGGACGCCAAGAUCUGUGCCUUCCUGCUGCGGAAGAAGCGCUUCGGCCAGUGGACCAAGUUACUCUGCGUCAUCAAGGACACCAAGCUGCUGUGCUAUAAAAGUUCCAAGGACCAGCAGCCUCAGAUGGAACUGCCCCUACAAGGCUGUAACAUUACAUACAUCCCGAAAGACAGCAAAAAGAAGAAGCACGAGUUGAAAAUUACCCAGCAAGGCACAGACCCACUUGUUCUUGCGGUCCAGAGCAAGGAGCAGGCUGAACAGUGGCUGAAGGUGAUCAAAGAAGCCUACAACGGCAGUAGUGGGCCUGUGGAUUCAGAAUGCCCUCCUCCACCAAGCUCCCCGGUGCACAAGGCAGAACUAGAGAAGAAACUAUCUUCAGAGAGACCCAGCUCAGAUGGGGAGGGUGUUAUAGAAAACGGAAUUACUAUGUGUAAUGGAAAAGAGCAAGUGAAGAGGAAGAAAAGUUCCAAAUCAGAGACCAAGGGAACCGUGUCUAAAGUCACCGGGAAAAAAAUCACCAAGAUUAUUGGUCUGGGAAAGAAAAAGCCAUCCACAGACGAGCAGACCUCCUCAGCCGAGGAGGACGUUCCCACUUGUGGCUAUCUGAACGUGCUCUCCAACAACCGCUGGCGGGAGCGUUGGUGCAGAGUGAAGGAUAACAAGCUCGUUUUCCACAAGGACAGGACGGACCUGAAGACCCACAUUGCCUCUAUCCCUCUCCGUGGCUGUGAGGUGAUCCCAGGCUUGGACUCCAAACACCCCCUGACGUUCCGGCUGCUUCGCAAUGGCCAGGAGGUAGCAGUGUUGGAGGCAUCUUCUUCUGAAGACAUGGGCAGGUGGAUUGGGAUUUUACUGGCUGAGACAGGGUCAUCCACAGACCCAGGGGCUCUGCACUAUGACUACAUAGAUGUGGAGAUGUCUGCAAAUGUCAUCCAGACAGCCAAGCAGACCUUCUGCUUCAUGAACAGGCGUGUUAUAUCUACCAACCCAUAUCUAGGGGGCACCGCCAACGGCUACGCCCACCCCAGCGGGACGGCACUGCAUUACGACGAUGUCCCUUGCAUCAAUGGCUCGUGGGAACCGGAAGGUGGCUUUCCUGCUUCCUGUAGCAGAGGCUUGGGAGAAGAGGUGCUCUAUGAUAAUGCAGGCCUGUACGAUAACUUGCCAUCUCCGAAAAUCUUUGCCCGCUACUCUCCUGCUGACAGGAAGGCUUCUAGGCUGUCGGCUGACAAGCUGUGCUCUAACCAUUACAAACACCCCGCCUCUGCUCCGCCUGUCACUAACACCUCUUCUCCGGGGAGGGCGUCUCUCGGGCCUGGCUCCCAGUUGAAGGGUAAAAAGCCCCCAGUGGCAUCUAACGGGGUCACAGGGAAAGGGAAGACUCCAAGCGGUCAGCCAAAAAAAGCGGACUCAGCAGCCAGCGUGAAACGGACAACCUCUAAUGCUGACCAGUACAAGUAUGGCAAGAACCGGGUAGAAGCAGAUGCCAAGAGGCUACAGACCAAAGAAGAAGAGCUGCUGAAGAGGAAAGAAGCCCUGCGGAAUAGACUGGCCCAGCUCCGGAAAGAGAGAAAAGACCUGAGAGCCGCCAUCGAGGUGAACGCUGGCAGGAAGACCCAGGUGGUGCUGGAGGACAAGUUGAAGAGGCUGGAGGAGGAGUGUCGGCAGAAGGAGUCGGAGCGCGUCAACCUGGAGCUGGAACUGACGGAGGUCAAGGAGAGCCUGAAGAAGGCGCUGGCAGGCGGAGUCACCCUGGGGCUGGCCAUCGAGCCCAAAUCGGGGACGUCAAGCCCACAGUCCCCGGUGUUUCGGCAUCGGACUCUGGAGAACUCGCCCAUCUCCAGCUGUGACACGAGUGACGCAGAGGGCCCCGUGCCGGUGAACAGUGCAGCGGUCCUGAAGCGGAGCCAGCCGGCCCCGGGCAGCUCCCCCUGCCGCGGGCACGUGCUGCGCAAGGCCAAGGAAUGGGAAUUGAAGAACGGGACAUAAGGACAGGCACGGCUGCUGCAGCUGCAGUCAGGGACUGCUCACCCCUCACCCGGAGUCCCCACCUGUGCGACCGCAGGAAGCCCUGGCAGCGUGACGAGUUUAGAGACCAGCACCCUGACCCCGGCUCACGUGUCUUCUUUCUACUGUAUAUUGGUGCCCUUUAAAAAAUGUACUCGUAAGACUUAGUUUCCAACUUUGUUACAAACAGACCCAGAAAGAGAUGAAAAGGUAUUGUAAAAGGACCUAUGUUAGGCAGAGAAGCUGCGUCUUCCUAACCUGUUACACGAUUGCUUUAACCAGCUUUGACCCGGCCCCGGCUGAAGACAGAUGGAUUCGUGAGCCCAGAUGAAGCCCUGGGGGAGC
Messenger RNA from Propithecus coquereli (Coquerel's sifaka), 2835 nucleotides. RefSeq names its product actin filament associated protein 1 (gene AFAP1). Gene Ontology annotation, cellular component: cytosol. Gene Ontology annotation, molecular function: SH3 domain binding; SH2 domain binding. NCBI's taxonomy places the organism in Eukaryota, Metazoa, Chordata, Mammalia, Primates, Indriidae. The transcript has 18 exons. The record is from RefSeq and is a predicted model, not a curated record. The coding region runs from base 28 to 2472 and encodes 814 amino acids.